AUGACUUCAAGCAAAAUUGAGAUGCCUGCUGGAAUGAAGGCGGAUCCGGCGGCUCUGAUGGCUUCUCUGCACUUGCUGCCUUCUCCCACCCUCAACCUGGAAAUUAAGUACACCAAAAUCUUUAUCAACAACGAGUGGCAAAACUCUGAGAGUGGGAAAAUAUUCCCUGUAUUUAAUCCUGCAACAGGAGAACAGAUCUGUGACGUGCAAGAAGCUGACAAGGUUGACACAGACAAGGCGGUGCAGGCUGCUCGGCUGGCCUUCUCCCUGGGCUCGGUGUGGCGGAGGAUGGAUGCCUCUGAGCGAGGACACCUCUUGGAAAAGCUGGCCGAUCUGGUGGAGAGAGACCGGGCCCUCCUUGCCACCAUGGAGUCGCUGAACAGUGGGAAGCCAUUCCUCCAGGCCUUCUACGUUGACCUUCACGGCGUGAUCAAGACCUUGCGGUAUUUCGCCGGUUGGGCAGACAAGAUUCAUGGAUUGACCAUCCCAGUGGACGGAGAUUAUUUCACCUUUACGAGGCAUGAGCCCAUUGGCGUGUGUGGACAGAUCAUCCCGUGGAACUUCCCCCUCCUGAUGUUUGCGUGGAAGAUUGCACCGGCCCUUUGCUGCGGCAACACCGUGGUCCUCAAGCCGGCUGAGCAAACCCCGCUCACCGCCCUCCACCUGGGCGCCCUCAUCAAGGAGGCGGGGUUUCCUCCAGGUGUGGUCAACAUUUUGCCUGGAUUUGGACCCACUGUGGGGGCGGCAAUUGCUUCGCACACAGGGAUUGAUAAAAUCGCCUUCACAGGUUCCACAGAGGUUGGAAAGCUGGUUCAAGAAGCAGCUGGCAGGAGCAACUUGAAGCGGGUGACGCUGGAACUCGGGGGGAAGAGCCCCAACAUUAUCUUUGCGGACGCAGAUUUGGAGCACGCGGUGGAGCAGGCCCACCAGGGGGUCUUUUUCAACCAAGGCCAGUGCUGCACGGCCGGCUCCCGCAUCUACGUGGAGGAGACCAUCUAUGAGGAGUUCGUCCGGAGGAGCGUGGAACGGGCCAAGAGGAGAGUUGUGGGCAGCCCCCUUGACCCCACCACCGAGCAAGGACCACAGAUUGACAAGAAGCAGUACAACAAGGUCCUGGAGCUGAUCCAGAGUGGUGUGGCUGAAGGGGCCAGGCUGGAGUGCGGGGGCAAAGGAUUGGGGCGCAAGGGCUUCUUCAUCGAACCCACCGUUUUCUCCAACGUGACUGAUGAUAUGCGUAUCGCCAGGGAAGAGAUAUUUGGGCCUGUGCAAGAAAUCCUGCAGUUCAAAACCAUGGAGGAAGUGAUCGAGAGAGCCAACAAUUCCGACUUCGGGCUGGUGGCCGCCGUCUUCACCAGCGACAUCAACAAGGCGUUGACUGUCUCCUCUGCCAUGCAGGCAGGAACCGUCUGGGUCAACUGCUACAAUGCCUUAAAUGCCCAGAGUCCUUUCGGAGGUUUCAAGAUGUCCGGCAACGGAAGAGAAAUGGGAGAAUGUGGCUUGCGAGAAUACUCCGAAAUAAAGACAGUGACCAUAAAGAUUCCUCAGAAGAACUCCUAA
Molecule: messenger RNA, 1557 nt
Organism: Protobothrops mucrosquamatus (brown spotted pit viper)
Lineage: Eukaryota; Metazoa; Chordata; Lepidosauria; Squamata; Viperidae
Gene: ALDH1A2
Product: aldehyde dehydrogenase 1 family member A2
Exons: 13
Coding region: 1-1557 (518 amino acids)
Molecular function (GO): aldehyde dehydrogenase (NAD+) activity
Source: RefSeq, a predicted model, not a curated record